This is a messenger RNA of Cryptomeria japonica (Japanese cedar), 4305 nucleotides long. RefSeq lists its product as uncharacterized. The record is from RefSeq and is a predicted model, not a curated record. The transcript has 8 exons. NCBI's taxonomy places the organism in Eukaryota, Viridiplantae, Streptophyta, Pinopsida, Cupressales, Cupressaceae. Bases 212 to 4063 code for a protein of 1283 amino acids.
GAGGUUUACAAUUGAGAAAAAAACUAAUCGAUAUUUAAUAAAAUGUAUGGAGAGUGAGACAUGACUGUUGACAAGUUGGGCAGAUUCAAAGCGAAGGGAUGAACAUUCUCCCAUUUUGCAGUGAAAACUCUCUUGCAUAAGGCCUCUGCAAUCUCUCUGAAAAGCUUAAAUCAUACUCUCAAUUAUAUGACUUGGGUUUUGUCUAUUAAAUAUGCAGACUACAAAAAGAAUUGCCGACCAAGAUGAAAUUCGUAGUAUUUUAUGCACUGAACUCGGUACUAACGGUGAAGGAUUAAAACUGAAUGAAUUGGUAAAUUGCAUCCGUAAGGUUGCAUCAAAGACCACAGAGAAAGCUAUCACGGAAGUACUAGACCAAAUAGCUUCAGUUUCAGAGGGAAAUUACAUUCUAAAACCAAAAAAUAAUGGUGACUCCCCAAGGUCCACUGAAGAAAGUGCAAGUUCAGACUCGGGUUCAGGUUCAGAGUCAGGCUCAGAUUCAGGUUCAGACUCAGGCUCAGGGUCGUACUCAAAUUCGGGCUCAGGCUCAGGGUCAAAAUCAGGCUCAGGCUCAGACUUGGAAUCUGGCUCUACCUCUAGCUCUGCCUCAGGCUCAGGUUCAGAUGGAGAUAAAAAACCAAGUCCUAGGCAUAAAAAUGAUGGGAUAUCUAGUGACAGUGACUUCGUUUCUGGAGGUGAAAAAUCGAAGGCAAAAUGUAAGGGUAACAGUGAUAAAAGUAGAGAUAGUCCUCCUGGAAAUAAUCAAUCCGAAGUACUGAGUCGUAGUGGUUCUAGAAAUAAAAAUGCCAAAGGGAAGAGUGACAGUGAUUUUGAUAAUAAGAAAUUGAAUGGGAAGAUAGGAAAAGGGAAGAGUGACAGUGAUUCUGAUAAUAAGAAAUCCAAAGGGAUGAGAGACAGUGGUCGUCGUGAUGAGAAAUACAAACAGAAAAAAUGUGAGUUGAAGAAUGACAAUUACAGUGGAAGUGAGAGUACAAGUACAAGUGGAAAUGGAAUCAACAGUUGCAACACAAACAGAAGUGAUGAAUCUGAAUCUAAGAAACAAAGAGAGGACGAGGAUGGAGAUGUAGAUGUGGAUGUUGAUGAAUCUGAUUCUGGAGAGAGCAAAGAGGAUGAAGACAUGGAUGUGGAUAUAGGGAGUAAAAGUAAAAGGUUUAGUGGUAGCGACUGUAAAAAUGUAAGUGAUAAUUGGAUAUCUAAUAGGCAAAAAGAAGAUGAAGAUGUGGAUGAUGAUGAUUCUCAAUCCAAAAAGCAAAAGGAGGAUGUGAUUAAGGGGAGUAGUGGUGAAGAGGAGGAUGUUAAGAUGAGAGCCUAUAAACCUCUCCCAAGCAAAUCAGCUGAGGAUAAUCCACAGAAUGAUGAAAGUGAUGACCAGAAUGAGUCUGAUGACCCUGAAGAAAGUAAAGGGGCUGAUGAAAAUGAUAGUAUUGAUAGUUGGUUAAUGGAGAUUGAUGGUGGUGACAAUGAAAUGAUUGAUGAUAAAGGGGGUGAUGACAAUGAUAGUAUUGGUAGUUGGUUGAUGGAGAUUGAUGGUGGUGAUGAUGAAAUGAUUGAUGAUGAAGAUCAGCCUCCUGAAGAAAACAUCGACCCAAGCUAUUAUGAUCCACAUUUCAAGCCGGCUAAACAUAACGUAGAGUUGGUCUUUGAUAAUGAAGGGUAUGUAAGUCCCACUGCAAGGAAGCAUGUUGGAUAUAAAGAGAUCAGUACAACUAAAGAUACCAGUGCAAGCAAGAAGAGACCAUUGGAUGAUUCAACAAAUUUGAACAGAGACUCUGAAGCUACAAACAUGCGAAAGCCUAAGAAACCCAAGAUUGCAGUGGUGCGGGAAGGUCCAAUUCUAGGAAGGAGUAGAGUUCAGCAGGAUCCUCCCAAACAAGAUUCAAUACAAGCAAAGUCUUUAAAAUUCAAAGAGGAACCAAAGAAAGAGAAGGCAACCAAUAAUAUCCCUGUAAAUCUUAAAAUAGUUAAGGAAUCGAAGGAACCAGAGUUAACCAGAGAGGGGGUUACAAAAUUUGAAAUGCCUGUAUUGCUAAAUAAACACAGGGCAACGAAGGGGGGAGGUAGUACAAAUGGAGUUGCCCAGGAAGCUGAGAUUUUAUUAGGUAAAGGGAAACAACCUAAGGAGUUAGUUGGAUUAACUUCAAAGGACCAAAAUAGGCAGGCAAACAAGGGCAUAAUUAGCUUAAAGGAAGUCUCCACAGAAUCUACGGUUCGACCAGGCAAAGUAAAACAUACUCAUGUCUUAAGUGAAAACGUUUCAAAGGAACAAAUGAAGCAAAAAAACAACGAUAAUACUAGUUUAAGGGGAUCCUCAAAACAAUCUGUUAGGGAACCAGUUCAAGCAAAACAUAUUCAUGCCCCAUCCAUAAAAGCUUUUCAAGAGCAAAAGAAGCCAACCAAAGGGGGAGUUACUUCCAAUGAAUCCUACAAAGAACCUGACACUACUAAACCUGUUCAAGUAAAACAUCCUCAACCCUUAAUCCUCAAGUCUUCAGAGAAACAAGAGAACCAGUUAAUUAAGGGGAAAGCUAGUUCAAAUGAAGGUCCCAAGGAAUCUGGCAGUACUGCACCGAGUCAAUUAAAACGUUCUCUAGCCUCAGUUGACAAGCAUUCACAAGAACAAAAGAAGGCGCCAAGCAAGGGGAAGGUUAGUUUGAAGGAAGACCCCAAGGAAUCAACUAAGACAGGAAAGGAUGAACAACGCAAACUCUGUCACUCACAAGGCUCUGUUGCACAGCCUGCAAAGGAACAUAGGAAGAUAACCACGGAGGAUGUUAGUUCAAAGAGAGUAACCUCCAAGGACUCUGGCACCCAAUCAGAUAAAGAAAAGCACCUUACAUCUCCAAUUCAGAAGCCAAAGAGUACGAAUGAGUCUCUUAUUGAUAAAAAAUAUUCAUGGAAGAUAUCAUUUAAGUCCUCGGAAUUAUACAAGUACAAGACCAUUGCCAAGGACGAGACUCAUGACAAGGACCCUCUACAAAAGCCUGAGCUGAAGCUGGAACAACCCAGUGAUUCAACCUCUAUAAAUACUGAUGGUAUUGAAGUUAGAAAAUCACCUAUUUCUACAGCAAUGGAUGUAGAUGGUUUAGUUCCAAUGGAACUGCAUAAUGAUAAAGGUGGUACAGCCUCAACCAAGGCAGAAGAAACAGAACAUCCUCCUGGUAUGGAGGGGCAGAACCCCAACCAAAGAACCCGUCAGGAACAAAUCGGAGAGGUCCAGAGCGUGGUUGAUCUUGAGAGGGAUAGUAGCAUUCGACAGAAAAUGGAGAGAAUGCAAAUCAUAGUGGAUGAUACACACCUUGAUCAGAUAAAAAACAAUAUUCAUAGGGAAAAGAAAAUUAGGGUUAUCCAAAAAAGAAAUGGAUGUGAAGAGAGCACAGGGCCUAUAAGCAAUGACGGGGACAUGAAUAAUAGGGAACCACCACGCAAAGAAGGGAAGUUGCAGACAUUGGAUACUAAUGAACCCCAUUAUGCUGGAGAAGCCAUGAAGAACAAUGACCAAGAACGAGAAGAGGGAGAAAUUUCUGAUACAGAGCAGAAUGUUAUUAUUAGCGAAGAACUAAACAGGAGUCAAGGAAAUAGAAAUGAAGAGAUCAACAACCAGCCUCCUGAAAUUGAUUUGCUAACAGCCAUUCGAGAGACUGAGGUGCAAAAUGAUUGUUAUAAACAGUAUCUAAAGGAAGUGCCUCAACAGUGGGAACCUCUAAACAAUUUGAAACUGUACAAGGAGUAUGUUAAUUUGUAUGAGAAAAGAUAUAAUUGUUACAUGAGCAUCAGAAAAGUUCUUGAGAAGACAAUAGAGGAAUUUAAAGAGCUGAAGCGAAAUCUGGAUAAGGCAAAGCAUGAGAAGAACAGAAACCUGUUAAAACAACUUAAUCAAUCCAUUAGGAAGAAGCAUGCUGAGGUAGAGAAUAUAUAUUGUUCAAGGAGAAAAGCAUAUAUGAUACUGCACAAAGAAUUGGAUAACCUCAAAGGCUAUAUUCUGAGUUUCUAUGAGGCAAAUUCAAACGGCAUGGGCACAAGUGUGACUUCUCUGAUGGAACAUUAGACUAUCUUUUUCAUAUAUAUGGUUUGCAAAGUGUUGAAAUAUCAUAUUUUGGCUGGAUUGCAUAGGCAAUAUCCAGAUUCUGUGAUGUUUCUAAUAUGAGCAGAGACACCAUACUCUUAAAUCUCAUACUAGUCUACGCUUGUCUUUGAAAGUUAAAUUUUCCAGAGAUUUUAUGAACAUAAAUUUGAAGAAAACUUUCAUUAUGAAAUUUAUCAUAAAUUUUAAAAAUCAUUUGAAAUUUA